Arachis ipaensis is the source of this 1152-nucleotide messenger RNA. Its product is annotated as putative calcium-binding protein CML35. Gene Ontology annotation, molecular function: calcium ion binding. NCBI's taxonomy places the organism in Eukaryota, Viridiplantae, Streptophyta, Magnoliopsida, Fabales, Fabaceae. The record is from RefSeq and is a predicted model, not a curated record.
GGAGUGAGAAACAAAAUGAUACCCGAGGAAACUUCGUGGAAGGUGACUGAAGGUCCAAAACAUGGAGAUCCAUUUAAGGCAACCUGCUUCGUCCCUCCUUCCCCUCAAUCCUUUUCUUCUUCUUCUUCUUCUUCAAACACUUUCUCUCUAUUCCCACACCAACCACCAAUGAAGCUCAUCAACAUCAAUCCCAAGAACCUCAAGCUUUCCCCUAAGCGUCUCUUCCGUUCCUCCAAGAAGGACCGUUCCGCUCCCUCCAGAUCCGAUCCUCCCUCAUUCGGAUCCUCCGCAUCCUCCUCCGAGGGCUCCACUCACAAGUCCGCCGCCGCCGGUGGUUCCGCCACGCCUACUAGUGUCCUCCCUGAUGCUUCUGGCGACUGGUCCAUCGAGCUCCACCUCGAGCUCUCACAGGCCUUCCGCCUCAUCGACCGCGAUGGCGACGGCGUCGUCUCACGCCAGGAGCUUGAGGCGGUUCUGACGAGCUUGGCGGCACUGCGAUCGGAGGAAGUGGCGGCGAUGCUGCGUGAGGUCGACGCUGAGGGCCGUGGAUGCAUCAGCGUCGAGGAGCUGGUGAGUCGAGUCGGUUCCGUUGGCGAUGUUCCCAUGACGGAAGAGGAUGAGCUGAGGGAAGCAUUCGAGGUGUUUGACAGCGACGGCGACGGGCGGAUCUCGGCACAGGAGCUGCUUAGGGUUUUCCAAGCGAUCGGCGACGAGCGGUGCACGUUAGAGGAGUGCAGGCGCAUGAUAGAGGGCGUGGAUAGGAACGGGGAUGGGUUUGUGUGCUUCGAGGACUUUUCUCGUAUGAUGGAGUUGCAGCAACAGCAACGGUGAUUGCGAUGUUUGUUGUGAAUUUUAACGGUCGUGAUGAAGCUUGUGAUGAUGAGUCAUGAUCAUAUAAUGAGUUCCUAUAAAUAUAUAAAGGAGGCAACUUCUUUUGAUUUUUUCUUUUUUUAUUAUUAUUCAUGUCUUUUUUUCUUCAAUAUUUUUUCGGCGUAUAAUAUCGUUCGAAGGCAAGAGGAAGGUGUAAAAGGAAGAAGAAAAAGCUGAGUUGAAGGGAGAAAACAAAAAAGAAAAAUAGAAAAAUUUGAUCUUUAUUAAACAUGGCAAUCCAGUAAGAAUGUAAGAUAUAAUAUGUUGUGAAUUCUAAUUGCA